AUGCCUCCAAGCCUCCUGACCAACAGGCGAGCUCCGUCUUGCUCGGAGUCCCGCCCCCUGCCGAUUCGAGCAAUGGGCGUCCCCCGUUCGGCGCAGUACCCGCCCCCGCCGCACGCCGGGCCGUGGGCCGCAGGGAUAGUCCUGGUCUUCUUUACCAGGAUGGGCAAAAUGGUGGUCCAUAAGCUGAAUGCGGCCUGCUGGGUCCUCAAAGUUGAUUCGAAAGAUAGUUCUCGUAACUCCACAAACUCUGAAUUUGCAGCCAAAGCUGAGGGUCAGAAUGACACAAUUGAGGAACCAAACAAGGUCCAGAAAAGGAAGAGGGAUAGGUUUCGAGACCAAGGCUCUACAAUGAUCUACCUGAAGGCUAUCCAGGGCAUCUUGGGAAAGUCGAUGCCAAAAAGGAAGGGAGAGGCUUCCACUAGGGCCACACCAAACACAAGGGAGCGUCCCAGCCGUGGAGAAGGGCCAGCCAGGAGUGCCACUGUGUCUCCUCCUCAGAAAGGGAAAGAGUCAGCCCCAGAGGUAAGAGCAGAGGAGGAAAAGGCUGUGCUGGAGAGGACCAGCUUCUGCGACAGGAGAGUGGUGAUAGACCCUCAGGAGAAACCCAGCGAGGAGACACCUGGUGACCGAAGGACAGUCAUUGACAAGCAUUCUCCACCUCUGCAGUUUUUGGAUGACUCUGACUCUCAUUUAGAAAGCCAGAAGCCUAAAGAAAGGGAGGUGGUGAUAGAGCGCACCUCUUCAGGAAGUGACUGGUCUGAUGUAGAUGAAGUCUCCACAGUCCGAUUCUCUCAGGAGGAGCCCGGCUCACUGAAACCCUCCACAGUUCCAGAGCCUUCUGCCUUCCCCACUGACUAUGUCAUGUACCCGGCUCAUUUGUACAGUAGUCCGUGGUGUGACUACGUCAGCUAUUGGACCAGCAGCCCCAAGCCUUGCGGCUACCCCUCUGUGGGCGCCGGCAGUGACACGCUGCAGGCAGGGCGGAGCAACCGGGGCCUCCUGAGUGAUUGUCCCCCUAACUCUGCAGCGACUUCCCAGAAUACUUCCAGAGACCAGGAGGCAACAGAGGAAGGCACAUCCCAGAACUCCCGUUCAUUUCAUUUCUCCAGAAGCUCGGAAGAAGAGGUGAAGGAGAAAAGAGCACUCCAGGAGGAGAUGGCACCACGUCCCUGCGGAGGCCACGCAUCCGGCUCCCUGCCAAGGAGCCAUCGGGGGUCAGGCCUAGAAGAGGGUUUCAUCGAUACCCACUGUCACCUGGACAUGCUGUAUUCCAAGUUGUCUUUCAAAGGGUCCUUUACCAAGUUCAGAAAAAUUUAUAGCAGCUCCUUCCCUAAGGAGUUUCAGGGCUGCAUCUCUGACUUCUGUGAUCCUCGGACACUGACUGAUUGCCUGUGGGAGGAGCUCUUGAAAGAGGAUCUGGUUUGGGGGGCCUUUGGCUGUCAUCCUCAUUUUGCACGUUACUACAGUGAGAGUCAAGAAAGAAAUCUUUUGCAAGCCUUAAGGCACCCCAAGGCUGUGGCAUUUGGGGAAAUGGGCUUGGAUUACUCGUAUAAGUGCACCACGCCUGUCCCAGAACAGCACAAGGUGUUUGAGAGACAGCUGCAGCUGGCCGUAUCUCUGAAGAAGCCCUUGGUGAUCCACUGCCGAGAAGCUGACGAAGAUCUGCUGAACAUCAUGAAAAAAUUUGUGCCCUCAGACUACAAGAUCCAUAGGCACUGCUUCACUGGCAGCUACCCAGUCAUCGAGCCUCUGCUGAAGCACUUCCCCAACAUGUCUGUGGGCUUCACAGCAGUCCUGACUUACUCCUCGGCCUGGGAGGCCCGGGAAGCUCUGAAGCAGAUCCCGCUGGAGAGAAUCAUUGUGGAAACGGACGCUCCCUACUUCCUGCCCCGACAGGUUCCCAAAAGCCUCUGCCAGUAUGCCCACCCAGGCCUGGCCUUGCAUACGGUCCGAGAGAUUGCGAGGGUCAAAGAUCAGCCGCUCUCCCACACCUUGGCCAUCCUGCGUGAGAACACCAGCCGCCUCUACAAUCUUUAA
Messenger RNA from Puma concolor (puma), 2037 nucleotides. NCBI's taxonomy places the organism in Eukaryota, Metazoa, Chordata, Mammalia, Carnivora, Felidae. The record is from RefSeq and is a predicted model, not a curated record.